CCAUAAUUCGGCAGUGGCAAGAAGGCAAAAGAAAACUUUUGAGGGGGGAAAGUUUUCUCUCACCGCUCUCGGUUUCCCACGAACGGGGUUUGGCUGCUCCAACGAAGAACUGGUUUGCCACUCCCAAGGGAGCUGGAAUCCUUCUCUGGGGCGCGCUCAGCGCGUUCCCGACGGCUGGUGUUAGUGGAGAAAAGAGGUGGUGCCCUUUUUUUUUUAACGCAGUGGAAAGGGCUUGAAAAGUUGAGUUGUAAAGAAAAGUAGGAAGGGGGAGAGAAAUUGCGAAAGCGAAGAGGGCGCGCUUGGAAGACGGUUGGAGAGAUCCUCGCCCACCUCCUUCCUCUCCCUGGAUUCAGCCGAGCCAUGAGCCGGGAUUUGCAAUGAAAAACAAUGGGGCCCUUUUCCAGCCCCUCCUGGCUUUCCAUGGGGCUCCUCUUGGUCUCGAUCCGGCCGGGCGCUUGCAGUACAGAAGUAUGCACAGGGACAGACAUGAAGCUGCAGCAACCUUCCAGCCCAGUAAACCAUUAUGCCACACUCCGACGACUCUACGAGAACUGCCGCGUUGUUCAAGGCAACUUGGAGAUCACCUAUCUGCCAGCUGAUGCGGACACCUCCUUUCUUAUGGACAUCCGAGAGGUCCAGGGGUAUGUGCUGAUUGCAAAGAACCACGUGCGUCACUUGCAGCUAAACAGCCUCCUCAUCAUUCGAGGGACACAGUUAUAUGAGGAAAAAUAUGCUCUGGCUGUCCUUGAAAAUGCCGAACCCAGCGAGAAUGUAGGACUGCAGGAGUUGGGCAUGUUGAAGUUGACAGAGAUUCUGAAAGGAGGAGUAAUUGUUGAUGAAAAUCCACAACUGUGCUUCCAGGAGACCAUUGACUGGAACGACAUCUUCCACAAACACAAUUAUUGGCACAACCACACACUGAUCAGUACCCGUCGCCGUCGGAUGUGCCCUGACUGCAGAAGCAUCUGCCUCAAUGGCCACUGCUGGGGUGAAUCAAAACAAAGCUGCCAAACAAUGACCAGCAAAAUCUGCGCCAGCAGCUGUCCAAGGUGCAAGGGGCAUCUCCCCACAGACUGUUGCCAUGAGCAAUGUGCGGCAGGCUGCACAGGACCCAAGCACUCCGAUUGCUUGGCCUGCCUACACUUCAACCAUAGUGGGAUCUGUGAACUGCACUGCCCUCUCUUCUUCCACUACAUUCAGGACAACUAUGAGUCCGUACCCAAUCCGAAUGGGCGCUAUACCUUUGGAGCCACGUGUGUCACCGAAUGUCCUUAUAACUACUUGACCGCAGAGGUUGGCUCCUGCACUUUGGUGUGUCCGAAGAACAGCCAGGAAGUAACCGUGGGCACCGUUCAGAAGUGUGAGAAAUGCAGCAAACCCUGCUCAGAAGUCUGCUAUGGCUUGGGGAUGGAUUUCCUGAAAGGAGUCCGGGCUGUCAAUGCCUCUAACAUCAAGCAUUUUGUCGGUUGCACCAAGAUCUUUGGCAGCUUAGCUUUUCUUAAAGAGACCUUUCUAGGGGAUCCUGCCACUAAUACCCCACCUCUGGCUCCCGAACAGCUUCAAGCCUUUGAGAAACUGAAGGAUCUAACUGGCUUCUUGUACAUUGAAUCCUGGCCAGAAACUCUCCCAGACUUGAGCCCCUUCCAGAACCUCCAGGUGAUUCGGGGAAGAGCGCUCUACAAUGGGGCGUACUCUCUGACUUUGCAAAACCUCUCCAUCUCAUCGUUGGGCCUGCGUUCUUUGCAUGAGAUCAGCAGCGGAAUGGUCCUUAUCCAUCACAACCCCCAUCUCUGCUUCAUCCAGAAUGUGCCUUGGGAAGUCAUUUUCAGAAACCCUCGACAGAUGCUCUUCCAUAAUGACAACAAGCCCGCGGAACAGUGUGAGCUCCAUGGUCAGGUGUGCUUCUCCCUCUGCUCCCAAGGGCACUGCUGGGGACCUGCGGCAACUCAGUGUGUGUCCUGCAGUGGGUUUCUGCGCGGAGAAGAAUGUGUUGAGAGUUGCAGAGUUCUGGAUGGAGAUGUACGAGAACAUGUCAAUGGAACUCAGUGCCUUCCAUGCCAUCCGGAAUGCUUGCCCCAAAAUGGGACGGAGACCUGCUAUGGAUUGGAGGCACAGCAAUGUGUGGCUUGUGCCCAUUAUAAAGAUGGCCUCUCCUGUGUGGAGCGAUGCCCCAGCGGCGUGAAGGUCGAUGCCUCUUUUGUGCCCAUAUGGAAGUAUCCGGAUGAGGAAGGCAUCUGUCAGUUCUGCCCAAUCAAUUGCACCCACUCGUGCACGUUACGGGAUGAACUUGGCUGCCCACUGGAUCAGAAGCCAAGCCAAGCAACAUCCAUCAUUGCUGGUGUGGUGGGUGCUGCACUUGCCCUGGUCCUCUUCUUUCUUAUCAUUAUCUGUAUCAAUCGGCGGAAACAGAAGGAGAGGAAACAUACAAUGCGGCGUCUCCUGCAGGAGACAGAGCUGGUGGAGCCCUUGACCCCCAGUGGUGCCCUUCCUAACCAGGCUCAGAUGCGCAUUCUCAAGGAGACGGAGUUGAAAAAAGUCAAGGUUUUGGGAUCUGGCGCUUUUGGGACUGUCUACAAGGGUGUUUGGAUUCCAGAUGGUGAAAGCGUGAAGAUCCCAGUAGCUAUUAAAGUUUUGCGGGAAAAUACUUCACCCAAAGCCAACAAGGAGAUUUUGGACGAAGCUUAUGUUAUGGCUGGCGUGGGCAGCCCGUAUGUCUCACGGCUGCUGGGAAUCUGCCUGACGUCCACUGUGCAGCUGGUCACACAGCUGAUGCCAUAUGGCUGCCUGCUGGACUAUGUACGGGAAAACAAAGACCGCAUUGGGUCCCAGGACCUCCUGAACUGGUGUGUGCAGAUAGCAAAGGGGAUGAGCUACCUGGAGGAUGUCCGUCUGGUUCAUCGGGAUUUAGCUGCCCGGAACGUCUUGGUGAAGAGCCCCAAUCAUGUCAAGAUCACAGACUUUGGCUUGGCCCGGCUACUGGACAUAGACGAGACAGAAUAUCACGCAGAUGGAGGAAAGGUGCCCAUCAAGUGGAUGGCUCUGGAAUCCAUCUUGCGCAGACGUUUCACCCACCAAAGUGACGUGUGGAGCUAUGGUGUCACUGUAUGGGAACUGAUGACAUUUGGUGCCAAACCGUACGAUGGUAUCCCAGCCCGAGAGAUCCCUGAUUUACUGGAGAAAGGAGAACGGUUGCCCCAGCCCCCCAUCUGCACCAUUGAUGUCUACAUGAUCAUGGUGAAAUGUUGGAUGAUUGACUCAGAAUGCCGGCCCAAGUUCCGGGAACUGGUCACAGAGUUCUCGCGGAUGGCCAGGGACCCACAGCGCUUUGUGGUCAUCCAGAAUGAUGAUGCGAUGGGCCUAGCCAGUCCCAUUGACAGCACUUUCUACCGCACUUUGCUAGAGGAGGAAGACAUGCAAGAUUUGGUGGAUGCUGAAGAGUAUCUCGUUCCCCACCAGGGCUUCUUCAGUACUGAGAUGUCAUCUGAUUACCGAUCCAGGAUCCCCUCAACCAGAAGUGCCACAGAAACGCAAACGCAUACAGAGGAGGUGGAGACGGAGGCAUCAGCUCAGUAUCCCUAUCUGGGCCCUGAUCUCCCAGAACACUUAGAACCCAUCUCCCUCCACUCACUGGAGGACGACUACACAGGCAGGAAGCUACUGCGGAUGCCGCCACUGCUGCAGGAGCCUGGCAGUCUCCAGCGCUACAGCGAAGACCCUACCAGUACUUUGAUGAAUGACAAUGAGAGUCUGGAAGCCAAGAACUACAGUUCACCUCUACCCUGUGGUGUUGUUCCAGAGUAUGUGAACCAAUCAGAGAACAGCCUCUCACCUAGCAAAAGCCUGCGAACUCCAGGAUCGACACUGGAAAAGCCAAAGGGUCAUUUGGGCAAGAACGGGCUCAUCAAGGAACCAAAGAGUGCCUUCCACAGCAGCUUCCCCAAUGUGGUGGAGAACCCAGAGUAUCUGACACCACGUAACCUCCCUGUGGCUGGCCCAUUGCCACAAGCGUUUGACAACCUCUAUUAUUGGAAUCAGGAGACCCCCAAGAGCCACCCGGCAGAAUUCUUUCCCACUUCUGCUUCUCCUGCUGCCACUAACAGCUUCACCACAACCCCGACCGUGGAGAACCUGGAGUACCUUGGCCUAACAGAAUCGGUCACUCAUUCCAAUGACUUACCAGCCUAAAGGGCCUCCUUCCCAUUCACCAGUGAAAUCUACUUUCACAAUCCAGGCAGCUCAGGACUAUGAAUGCACAUAAGAUGGCAGGGAUCCCUUAAGGCUUUGGCAGCCCUCUUUGGGCCAAGCAAGCCUGUUCUUCCUCCUAGCAGCUGGGCUAAGCAAGCCCCCAUCGUGCAAUUUGAACAAAGAAGGCUGUGGUAUGGCAAGGAAACAAAAUGGAGGGUUUGUUCAACCUGCCCUUGUCAGUCCCUGCCUUUCUUUUCCUGGAUCUCAAGACAAAAAGGAGGUCAGGAAAAGAACUAAAGAAUCAGAACAGUGGAAUGGUUUUUGAAACUUUUGAGGGCUUUCUUAAUGGAGGAUUUUUUUAUAAGAAAAAACAAAGUCCAAUUGUGAGCUUAUCUUGGAAUCUUUGUUGGUUUAUUUUUAUGGCAGUGGCGAAAAAGGAAUAUUUGACCCUGACAAGUUCAGAAAAUACUGACAUCCAAGGGGUUAUGGUGAAAUAAUCUGUGGUGGAAUGGACACAAAAUUCCUCUCUAGUGAGGGUGGGAGGAGAUGACUUUGUCAAGUGACAAAAGCAAACUGUGGUGUGUUUUUUCUCAAUAUCAAAAGAAAAUUCCAGAAGGGUCAGAUGAGGAACUGAAAUUGUCUUUGAUUCAUGUUAUGAGCAGUUUGGCUUGAAGAGAAUCUGAAAAAGAAUUAAGUUUGGAGGGAUUCUCUUUUUAAAUAACACCCCAUUUUAUGCUC
Molecule: messenger RNA, 4923 nt
Organism: Eublepharis macularius
Lineage: Eukaryota; Metazoa; Chordata; Lepidosauria; Squamata; Eublepharidae
Gene: ERBB2
Product: erb-b2 receptor tyrosine kinase 2
Exons: 27
Coding region: 388-4185 (1265 amino acids)
Biological process (GO): protein phosphorylation; positive regulation of kinase activity; positive regulation of MAPK cascade
Cellular component (GO): signaling receptor complex; basal plasma membrane
Molecular function (GO): transmembrane receptor protein tyrosine kinase activity; ATP binding
Source: RefSeq, a predicted model, not a curated record